CCGGCGCCGCCGUCUCCCCACUAGCCACCGCCUCACCUCCAUGCCGACGCGGCCGCCUUCUCCUCCCACAUGACGGUCGCCGCUGCCUCCACACCAUCACGGUGGCGCGUCGCUAGGCCACCCUUGCCUCGGACGCGGCCGCCUCCUCCUCUAUGCCGUCGCCUCAUCCUCUACGCCGUCGCCAGGACGUCGCUGCCUCGGACACCACCGCCUCCUCCUCUACUCCGUCGGCAGGCCGCCGGCGCCUCCCCACGCUGGCAGCGCAGGACCCAAGACCCCCGGUUCAUUCAGUCUUACAUGACAACACCUGGAAAGAAAUUUGCGCGGCAAAUCAAGGAGAGACUGCAAACAGCCUACAGAGAAGUUGAAUUGCACAUCCUGCAAAACAAUGAAGCUUAUCAGCAAGUUCUUGAUGAUGAGAUAUCGCCAUCUCCUUUCUCGACGGCGGGAUUUUUCAGCAAGAUGUCAUUUUGGUGGUUGAACCCCUUGGUUAGGAAAGGUUACGAGAAGCCUCUUGAAGAGAAAGACAUACCGGCUUUGGAUGUUGCGGACGAAGCAGGCACCCAGUUCUCCAUGUUCGUUGCCAAAACCAAAUCCAAGAAAUCGUCUCUCUUGUGGUCAAUUGUUUCGUGUUACACAAGGGAAAUUAUAGUUUCUGGUUGUUUUGCGUUGCUGAAGGUGCUCACUCUAUCUGCUGGUCCAUUGCUCAUAAAGGAAUUUAUAAAUGUAUCAUCAGGAAGAGAAGCUUUCAAGCACGAAGGUUACAUCAUAGCUCUUGGACUUCUUUUCUCCAAAUGCAUAGAGUCGUUAGCCCAAAGACAGUGGUAUUUUCACUCGAGAAGGGUGGGUAUCCAAGUGAAGUCACUCUUAGCAGCUAUUAUUUAUCAAAAGCAACAAAAAUUGUCACGUUUUGCCAGAACAAAACAUUCUUCUGGAGAGAUAAUGAACUAUCUUAUGGUGGACACUUAUAGGGUUGGGGAAUUUCCGUUCUGGUUCCAUCGGAUUUGGACUAGUGGACUCCAACUUACAAUUGCCUUGACAGUACUGUACAACUCUGUUGGUGUUGCAACAAUAGCAUCUGUGUUUGUUAUAGUACUAACUGUUAUAUUGAAUGUCCCUCUAGCCAAGCAACAGCAACACUUCCAUAGUAAACUUAUGGAAACUCAAGAUCUGAGGCUGAAAACGAUGUCUGAGUCUUUCACAAACAUGAAGAUCUUGAAACUCUAUGCAUGGGAGAACCAUUUCAAGGGUGUCGUACAGCAUUUUAGGGAGUUGGAGCUAAAAUGGUUGUCAGCAUUUCAGCUGGGAAAAGCAUAUACGAGUGUUCUCUUCUGGGCGUCACCUGCACUUGUUUCAGCUACAACAUUCAUAGCAUGUUACUUUCUGGGAAUCCCACUUGAUCCCACCAAUGUAUUUACCUUCGUAGCUACACUGCGCCUUGUUCAGGAGCCUAUCAAUUAUAUUCCAAACGUAAUUGGAUCUUUAAUUCAAGCAAGAAUUGCCUUCUCUCGGAUAAGCGAAUUUCUAGGUGCAUUUGAGCUAGAAAAGGACCAAGUUUGGAUGGAGUCUUGUGCACACAACCCGUAUCCUGUAGUAAUCAAAUCUGGUUGUUUCACAUGGAGCAGCUCUGAAUGUUCUAGUCUGAGGAAUAUUAAUUUGGUUGUGAAAGCAGGAACAAAGGUAGCAAUUUGUGGUGAGGUUGGCUCAGGAAAAUCAUCUCUUUUUGCAGCUAUUCUGGGAGAAAUGCCUAGGAUCAAUGGAAUGGUCCAAGUUUGUGGGAAAAUAGCAUAUGUUUCUCAGAAUGCAUGGAUACAAACAGCAUCCGUGCAGGACAACAUACUUUUUGGGUCUCCCAUGGAUAGGCCAAGAUAUGAAGAGACUCUUAAACGGUGUUCGCUUGUCUAUGACCUCGAAAACUUGCCGUUUGGUGACCAAACUCAAGUUGGGGAAAGAGGAGUGAACCUUAGUGGGGGACAGAAGCAACGCAUUCAACUAGCUCGUGCACUGUAUCACGACGCGGAUGUUUAUCUUUUAGAUGACCCUUUCAGCUCAGUUGAUGCACAUACUGCUAAAAAUCUCUUUAACGAAUAUGUGAUGGGGGCUCUAUCAGAAAAGACUGUUCUGUUGAUAACUCAUCAAGUGGAGUUCUUACAUGCAUUUGAUUCUAUUGUAUUAAUGUCCCAUGGACAAAUUAUGCAUGCUGCUUCAUACCAAGAACUGCUAUCAUCUAUUGAGGAAUUCCAGAACCUUGUGAAUGCACAUGAAGGCACUGCCGACUUUCAAAAUAUUAAUGUCCUGGAUUGUAACAGGGAUAAAAACCUGUUCAAAAUGGAUACUAGUGUUGUUCAUACUAAGGGAAAGGAGUCCAUAAAGACAUCAGAAUUUGGUCAACUAAUUAGGAGAGAGGAGAGGGAAAUUGGCGAGACUGGUCUGAAGCCUUAUUUAAUGUAUUUGGGGCAGAAUAAGGGCUACAUAUGUGCAAUUCUUAUAGCAAUAACUAAUAUUAUCUUCACAUCUGGGCAAUUGGCAGGCAACUCAUGGCUUGCAUCCAAUGUUCAAAAUCCGGAUGUAAGCACAUUGAUUCUGGUUCUGGUGUAUACAACUAUUGGCAUCAUCUCAAUCAUAUUCUUACUGUUCAGAGCUUUGUUAGCAGUUGCUCUUAAUCUCCAGACAUCUAGAUCUUUAUUUUCCCAACUACUUGAUGCCCUAUUCCAUGCACCCAUAUCUUUCUUUUAUUCUACUCCACUUGGAAGGAUACUUGCUCGUGUAUCUUCUGACUUGAGUGUAAUCGAUCUUGAUCUUCCAUUGACUAUAUCUUUCACUAUUAGUGCCACAUUAAAUGCAUACAUCAAUUUGGGUGUUUUAUGUUUCUUUACCUGGCCUAUUUUCUUUGUGGUUGCACCUGUGAUCAUUAUGGCUGUGAAACUGCAGAGGUACUACUUAGCCUCUUCGAAGGAGUUGACAAGGAUCGAUGGCACUACAAAAUCACUUAUUGCCAAUCACCUGGAUGAAUCAGUUUCAGGAGCAACUACAAUAAGAGCCUUUAAGCAAGAAGAUUGUUUUUUUGCUAAAUUUUUGGAGCUUGUUGACAAUAAUGCAAGCACAUCGUUUCAUUGUUUUGCUGCAACUGAAUGGUUGACUCAACGCUUGGAGAUAAUGGGUGCUGCUAUUCUUUUAUCAUCUUGUUUUGUCAUUACCAUUACUCCAGGAACAUUUAGUUCUGGUGUUGUAGGGAUGGUGCUGUCUUAUGGUCUUUCACUAAACAUGUUAUUCCUUUUCUCCAUUCAAAAUCAGUGUUCCCUUGCAAACCAAAUAAUCUCUGUUGAAAGGAUAAGACAAUACAUGGAUAUUGUGAGGGAGGAACCCGAUACUGUUGAAGACAAUCAAUUACCAGUUGAUUGGCCCUCAGUUGGUAAGAUAGAAUUUGAAGAUUUGGAGGUUAAAUAUAAUCAAGAUGAUUGUCCAGUAAUACAAGGAAUUAAUUGCACAUUUCAAGGUGGGGAUAAAAUUGGGAUAGUUGGUCGAACAGGAAGCGGGAAGACAACUUUGAUAAAUGCAGUUUUUCGUCUUGUCGAGCCUUCUGGAGGAAAGAUAAUCAUUGAUGGCCAAGACAUUACAAAAAUGUGCUUACGUGACUUACGAUCCCGAAUUGGUAUUAUCCCUCAAGACCCUAUACUUUUUGAUGGUUCGGUGAGAUACAAUUUGGAUCCUCAAGGGUGUUUCUCUGAUGAACAAAUCUGGGAGGUUCUAGGCAAAUGUCAACUUCUUGAAGCAAUUAAAGAGAAGCAAGGAUUGGAUUCACUUGGAGGUUCAAACUGGAGCAUGGGCCAAAGGCAGUUGCUUUGCUUGGGCCGUGCCCUAUUGUGCAGAAGCCGCAUCUUGAUCCUUGACGAAGCAACAGCAUCAAUGGAUAAUUCAACUGAUGCUGUCAUCCAGAAAACCAUCAGGACAGAAUUCAAAGACAGAACAGUCAUCACAAUUGCACAUCGGAUUCCAACAGUGAUGGACUGCAACAGGGUACUUGUUAUUAAUGAUGGGAAAAUAGUCGAGUACGAUCAGCCCCAAAAACUGAUGGAGAUUGAAGGAUCCCUUUUUAAUCAACUCCUCAAUGAAUACAGACGGCAAAUAUCAAGACCAGGCGUGUAGACUACAUCCUGAUGAAAUGUUAAAACUAUUAAUACAAGUUGCUCAUUAAUGUAGGGACGUGCUGUAUGUGGGGUCUCCAGGACCCCAAGUUAUUAUAUAUCAUCUUGAACCUAGUUUCUAUUAUAUGAUACAAAAUUACUAUUUUAUGUUAAAGAACUUUUGUCAUCA
This is a messenger RNA of Oryza brachyantha (malo sina), 4314 nucleotides long. Its product is annotated as ABC transporter C family member 10-like. Gene Ontology annotation, biological process: transmembrane transport. The record is from RefSeq and is a predicted model, not a curated record. Bases 70 to 4146 code for a protein of 1358 amino acids. Gene Ontology annotation, cellular component: plant-type vacuole; vacuolar membrane. The transcript has 13 exons. Lineage: Eukaryota; Viridiplantae; Streptophyta; Magnoliopsida; Poales; Poaceae. Gene Ontology annotation, molecular function: ATP binding; ATP hydrolysis activity; ABC-type transporter activity.